AAGAGAUGUCUCUUAUUUUCCAGGUAUUGAGGGCCAUAAUCCCUAACUCCAAAUACUGGCAGCUCCUGAGAUCAAAGGGAAAGCAGAGUCAGGGUAAGAGGUAGAGGAGAGACAUCCCACACCAGACUCUUGACCUGAAGGUGACAUGAUGCCUAAGAAGAGCAGACGAACAGCCAGCAAAAAUAUUGGUCUCACCUGCCCCUUUGCUGGAAGCUGUGAGGUCAGUAAGGUCCAGAGGCGCCACUGCCCAGCCUGCAGGUUGCAGAAGUGCCUAAAUGUUGGCAUGAGGAAGGACAUGAUCCUGUCAGCAGAAGCCCUGGCAUUGCGGCGAGCAAAGCAGGCCCAGCAGCGGGCAGAGCAAGCACCUAUGCAGCUGAGUAAGGAACAGAAGAAGCUGAUCCAGACACUCCUGGAGGCCCACACUUGCCACAUGGGCAACAUGUUUGACCAGUUUGUACAGUUCAGACCUCCAGCUCACUUGUUCAUCCAUCACCACCAGCCCUGGCCCACUCUGGCCCCUGUGCUGCCUCUGCUCAAGCAUUUUGCAGACAUCAGCACUUUCAUGGUACAGCAAGUCAUCAAGUUCACCAAGGAUCUGCCCUUCUUCCGGUCUCUGCCCAUGGAGGACCAGAUCUCCCUUCUCAAGGGAGCAGCUGUGGAAAUCUGUCACAUUGCACUCAAUACCACUUUCUGUCUCCAAACACAAAACUUCCUCUGCGGACCCCUUCGCUACACAAUGGAAGAUGGAAUCCAAGUGGGGUUCCAGGCAGAGUUUAUGGACUUGCUCUUUCGCUUCCAUGGGACACUGCGGCGACUAAAGCUCCAGGAGCCUGAGUAUGUGCUCAUGGCUGCCAUGGCCCUCUUCUCUCCUGACCGGUCUGGGGUUACCCAGAGAGAAGAGAUCGACCAGGUGCAAGAGGAAAUGGCACUGACUCUGCAAAGCUUCAUCAAGGGCCAGCACUCAAGGCCCCACAAUCGGUUUCUGUAUGCAAAGCUGCUGGGCCUAUUGGCUGACCUCCGGAGUAUUAACAAUGCAUAUGGGUACCAAAUUCAGCACCUCCAGGGGCUAGCCGCCAUGAUGCCACUGCUCCAGGAGAUCUGCAGCUGAGACCCUGGCUCAUCUCUUUCCCCAGCCCAUCUGGGAUACACUGGAUUGGGAAGGGGAGAAUACUGAGAUCAGAAGUUGGGAUCAAUGGAAAGAGAGCUCAGUGGUUGCAAUGAAAGACUAAAGCAA
Messenger RNA from Orycteropus afer afer, 1234 nucleotides. The record is from RefSeq and is a predicted model, not a curated record. NCBI's taxonomy places the organism in Eukaryota, Metazoa, Chordata, Mammalia, Tubulidentata, Orycteropodidae.